Messenger RNA from Insectozyma verbasci, 2301 nucleotides. NCBI's taxonomy places the organism in Eukaryota, Fungi, Ascomycota, Pichiomycetes, Serinales, Debaryomycetaceae. The record is from the annotation of a GenBank genome assembly.
AUGCUUAAAAGAUUUUCACGACAUUCAACUCCACAUACAAAUAAACCUAUAUUAACAGAUUCUUAUUGGCAAUGGUAUAUCGAUAGUUAUCCAGUAAAUGAUAAAGAAACAAUUAAUAAACAUACUCCAUAUUUACAAAUUAAAUUCAAUGAAAGAUCUCAUGAAGUCUUAACAUUACAAAAAUAUUUUGAAAUUUUAAAUUUAUCAAUUCCAUCUGCUUUACAAUGUAUUGCAAUUUUAAAAUCACCAUUCACGCAAGGUAAUUUAGAUAAAUCAUUUUAUCUUAUAAGAAUGUUUCAAUUGAGUUUUGAAGGUUUAUUUUUAACAAAUUUGACAUUUGAUAAAUUUAAUAAAUCCAUAAAAUUAAUAGGUGCUGAAAAUUGGGAUAAUGUAAUGUGUUAUAUGGAUGCUUUAUUAUUUGCAAUGUUUGCAAAAUUAGAAAGUUUUGAACCAAUAUUAUUUAUUCCGAAUCAUUCAGAAUAUUUAAUAAAUCAAUUACUGGCAUUAUUAAGAGUUUAUGUUAGUUUAUUAAGAUCAGGAAAUUUACUAACUACUGAUCUAACUAUAAAAAUCUGUGAAGCAUUAAUGAAAUUAGGUUUUGAUGAAGCUUUAAGUCAUAAACAACAAGAUUCUGCAACUUUAUUUGAAUUUUUAACUGAAACUUUAAAUAUGCCAUUAUUAACGUUCAAAGUUGAUAUAAAACAUGGUGGUAAAGCAAAUAAACAAGAUGAUGAAAAAUUUGCUAAAGAAAGAAUAUUAUUUGUAAGUAUUCCAGAUGAAGAAGAAUUGGAAAAUGUUGUAUCUGAAAAAGAUGCGAUAGGUCCUCAAGUUUUACAAGUUGAAAAUGAUCCUGAAGAAUCAAUAUUGUUGGAAGAAUGUUUAGAACAUUAUUUUAAUAAUUCAAUUAGUGUGAAAAGAGAAUUAGAAAGGAGAGCCACAUUAUCAAAAGUAAAUACAACCAAUGCAACUGCAAUUCCUGAAGAUUCAAGUGUAAUCGAAGUAAAGACUGAUACUUCAAAACCUGAAAUUCAACAAAUAGAGCAUAUAGAUGAGAAGCAUCCAAUCACAACAAGAACUCGAACCACUUCUACUUUAUCAAUAUGGUCAAUAAAUGAUAGUAAUACAAAUAGUAACACUGGUAAAGAAGUAAAUUUACCUGCAUGGAUGUUUCUUAGAUUAUUACCAUUUUAUACUGACGAUAAUAUUAUGUCAGAAUCAGAAUCUAUAGCAAAAACAAGUAAAGAAUUUGCAAAUAGAAGACCAAUACUACCCAUAUGUCUUAAAAGAUAUCAAUUUAAUACUGGUGAUUCUUCUGGUUCAAGAUCACAAAAAAGAAUUAUAAUUCCACCUUUUAUAGAUUUACCUCAAUUUGUAGUUGAUGAUGUUGAUGAGAAAAAUUAUUCAUUUAGAUUAAUACUUGAAAGUGCUGUUUGUCAUAGAGGGAAUUCCAUACAAUCAGGACAUUUCAUAUCGGUGGUAAGAAAAGAUACAAAUAGAAUUAAUGAAACUGAAGAAGAAGCAAAUAUGUCUACUUGGUUUUUAUAUGACGAUAUGAAAAAGACAGGUAAUAAAGUAGUUGAAAAAAAUUUUAAAGAAAUUUUUAAUAAAGAAUGGCCAUAUAUGUUAUUUUAUAGAUUAGUUGCAACAAGUGACGUUAGUGCAAAUUCAAGUGUUAAAAGUGUAAUCAAUCCACCACAUGGUUCAAAACCACAAUAUUGGAAUGAAGAAACAAUAGUUGAAGAAUCUGUUCCAGUUGAAUUAAGUAUUCCCAUUGAUGAAAUUUCACCUGAAGAUUCAGGAUAUAUUGAUAUACGAAAUAAAUAUUAUUGGUAUUUCACAGAUGAAGAUAAAAAUUAUUAUAAAGAAGAGCCAACUAUUACAAAAGAUGGCCAACUGAGUAUUUGUAAUAGUCCACAAUUUAGAAGAAACUCACAAAUUAGUAAUAAUUCAAAUAUAAGUCAAGUCAUUCUUGAUAAAAAAUUGAAUAAAUCGAUUGAGAAAUUAGAUUUGAAGAAUUCAUCAAUUUCAACUAAAGAUUCAAAUGAAAAUGAUUCAUUAUGGAAAAAGGCAAUUAAAAGAACAACUUCACCAAGUAUUAAAGUGGAUCUGAGUGAAUCAAUUGGUGAAUUACAUAGAAAUAUAUCACCAAUACAUCCAGAAGAAGUAUAUAAAUCUUCAUUCCCACAUACAUUAAGAAAUUUAGAAGAUCAUCAAAAGAAACAUAAUCAUCAUAUAUUUCAUAAAACUAAUAAAAAAUCAAAAAAAGAUGCAUACAAAAAAGAAAAAUGUAUAAUUCAAUAG